Messenger RNA from Tripterygium wilfordii, 834 nucleotides. Its product is annotated as high mobility group nucleosome-binding domain-containing protein 5-like. The record is from RefSeq and is a predicted model, not a curated record. The transcript has 4 exons. Lineage: Eukaryota; Viridiplantae; Streptophyta; Magnoliopsida; Celastrales; Celastraceae. Bases 1 to 834 code for a protein of 277 amino acids.
AUGGUUGAAAGGGUUGAAAAAUACUUGAGUAAGGGUAAGUCAAAGGAGACAUACAGUCUUUAUGGAAUGCCAAUAGUACUCCAGAUUUGGGCGUAUGAAAUUGUACCCAUUAUAGCCCAGAGGUAUGCCACCAAAUGUGGCGAAACACAACCCAGAAUACUCAAGUACUCAUGGAAUCAAACCCCUACUUCAGAUGACAUCGUGUCAGAUGUAUUUGAACUGAUAAAGAUUGAGGUUCAUGAUGCUCUAAUGCCAAUAGAGGUUGAGCUAGAGAAGGAUUAUGUUAGGGCGGUCAAGUUUGAUGCCAUAGAGCAGAAGUUGGCAGAGCAUGCUGCUCAACUUUUGGACAUGAAAAAGGAAAUUGCUGAAAGCAUUGCUGGUUUUUUGGAGACUACCAAUGCAAUUUACGAAGGUGUGGCAGUGUUAAAUGCAAAUUGGGAGAAAAAAGAGGAUAAGGAUGGAAAUCAGGAUGAGGAUGAAAAUGAUGAUCAGCCUGAUGAGGAUGAUAAGGAGAUUGAGGAUGAAAAGGAUGAUGAUGAAAAGGAUGAUGAGGGAAAGGAUGAUGAGGAUAAAAAAGAGGAUCAGGAGGGAAAGCAUGAUGCUAAUGAAAAGGAGGAUCAGGCAGGAAAGGAGGAUCGGGAUGGAAAGGAUUAUCAGAAGGGAAAGGGUGAUGAGGAGGAUAAUGAGGGAAAGACAGUUUCCCCUGUUAGACAUGACGAUGAUGUUGAGGAUGCGGAGGUAGUUGCUCGAUUGAUGGAUCUCACAGAACAAGUGUUUGAACAGCCAAUGACAGACAAAAGUUCAAUUGGAGUUGAAGAGAUUCCAAAAUCUUAA